AUGUUCCUCCUCCCCACCCGUUCCUCUCUGUCCCGCCCACAGAUGGACUACCUGGGCCCCCCCUUCGACAGCCCGGACUUCGACCCUCCACGGCUCAACCGGACAGAGGCCAUCCCCAGCGCCACGCUGGAGGUGAGCGUCUGGCGGAACCUGGACGACCGGCUGCGUCUGACGGAGAACCUACGGGCCUACAGCCUCCUCCUGAGUUGCCUCGGGGACAUGAACCGGGACCUGGCCAACCCUGCUCUGCGCCACACCUUCCAGCACUUCUGCACCAGCAUCCGGGGCCUGACCGUCAGCAUCUCGGGCCUGGUGACCUCCCUGGGGUACCCCCAGCCCCCCACCCUGCCCCCUCCUCCCGGGGCCCAGGGGCUGGUGCCCACCUCCAGUGACUUUCUCCGCAAGCUGGACCACUUCUGGCUGAUGAGGGAGCUGGAGGGUUGGCUCCUGCGGUCGGCCAAGGACUUCAAUCGCCUGAAGAAGCGUCUCGGGGGCUUGGUGGUCCGUUUGGACUAUCGGGGGCUGUGA
Molecule: messenger RNA, 528 nt
Organism: Carcharodon carcharias (great white shark)
Lineage: Eukaryota; Metazoa; Chordata; Chondrichthyes; Lamniformes; Lamnidae
Product: cardiotrophin-like cytokine factor 1
Exons: 1
Coding region: 1-528 (175 amino acids)
Biological process (GO): ciliary neurotrophic factor-mediated signaling pathway; negative regulation of neuron apoptotic process
Molecular function (GO): ciliary neurotrophic factor receptor binding
Source: RefSeq, a predicted model, not a curated record